This is a messenger RNA of Cyclocybe aegerita, 654 nucleotides long. The record is from the annotation of a GenBank genome assembly. Lineage: Eukaryota; Fungi; Basidiomycota; Agaricomycetes; Agaricales; Hemipholiotaceae.
AUGUGUGAAGAGCCUCCGCAGGAGUGUCUAAGGCUAGAACGAUCGUGCAAGGCCUUCGCCGUCCAGAACGCUGUCAGUGUGAUAUCCAAAAGCUUCAACAAUGCGAGCUUCCAGUUCACGUCGAUCCGCCGCAGCAGUGUCAACAGUGCAUCCUUACCGUCCGCCGAAUCUCCCGUCGGGAAAGUCAACAUCUCAUCGGGCAUUACUUCCUCAAGCUCUAACUAUGACCUUUUCACUCACUCACAGUCGCCCGGGGCCUACCCCCGGGCAUCCACCAAUUCCUACCAGAGCUCACUAUCGGACAGACAGAAGAGCCUCGACGGCCUUCUGCAGUUCUGGAUUGUCCUCAGGAAGAGCUACCAGGAGGUGCUUAGCACAUUGUCACCUUAUCAUGCUCAGCUGCUGGAAGAGAACUGCAGGAAACAGAAGGCGGCGUGGCAGGCCAAUUAUCUGAAGAGCGCGGUGCUCUCACUCUGUCGAUUCACCGAUGCUGUGGUGAUCGAGGCGAGUACUCAACCCAUUGUUUACCCAUCCCCUCUAUCACACUCUACCACAAGCGCUGCUGCCUGUACCUGCACGAUUGCGACCUCGACCAUGGCUACUACCACUCCUCCUGUCAUAUUCGCAGCCCUCGACUGUUGUUUCCAUCAGUAG